Molecule: messenger RNA, 182 nt
Organism: Dentiscutata erythropus
Lineage: Eukaryota; Fungi; Glomeromycota; Glomeromycetes; Diversisporales; Gigasporaceae
Source: the annotation of a GenBank genome assembly
AUGCCAUCAAAGCAGCUAUCCAUGACUCAUGCUGCCAAGCAUCAGCCGAAAGGGGUCGCAAGUAGCGGUGGUGCACAAACGGGUGUAGGUGCUAUAAAAUCACAAUAUCUGGUCGACAAUCCUCGUGGAGACGGGGUCGCAAGUAGCGGUGGUGCACAAACGGGCGUAGGAUAUUGUUGGAA